AGAGAUUUUAAAUUAAGCGCAAAAAGUCUGAAAAUUUCUCCGACCGUGUACUGUCAGGGCUGUUUUAUUUUAUUUUAUUUUUUUUUCCCUUUCCCCCCCUUACUCGUUUUGAUAAGGCGGUGGCGCCAGGGUACAGAUUCAGGGCCGAUAAGGAACCAUGGGCGGAAUGAAUCAUCCACCUUCGUUUUAUGACGACUUACCCCAUCGUGGGACUUGGAGAUAUCAAAUACAUAGCAUAACAUCAUUGAAGCUCGCCUAGACCUCUGCGCGAUUUGAAGGACUUUACAUUAUCAGACUUUCCAAUCUCAACCACUUCUCUUGUCCCUUAUCAGAUCUCCAUGCCCGCAAUGGCGCCCCCGCUUCGAAUCGCCGUACUGGAAUGCGACACGCCACUAGAUAACAUCAACGCCAAAUAUGAAGGCUAUGGCGGUGUUUUUAAAGAGCUCUUCAGAGAAAGUGCCAAACGUUUAGGACAGCCAGAGAAACUAGACCCGGAGACAGGCUUUGAGAUCUCGCGAUGGGAUAUCGUAGACGGAGACAAGUAUCCCAACUUGGAUGAGGUUGAUGCUCUUGUCUUGACUGGGUCGAAGCAUAACUCCUUCGAAGACCAACCUUGGAUCCUGAAACUAGUCGAAUACACAAGGCAAGCUAUCGAACACCCCCGCGUGCGGAUCCUGGGUAUCUGCUUCGGUCAUCAGAUCAUCGGACGUGCUCUUGAGGCGAAAGUCGGUCGAAGUGAUGCCGGUUGGGAAAUCGCAGUGUGCGAUAUGGACUUGACAGAGGAGGGAAAGAAGUUGUUUGGAAAGGACAAGCUCCGCAUUCAACAAAUGCACCAGGAUAUCGUCUACGAGUAUCCAGCCAAUGUUACACCGCUUGGCUCGUCUCCUCGCUGCGUUGUGCAGGGCAUGUACCUGCCUGGCAAGUUUAUUACUGUUCAAGGGCAUCCGGAGUUCACUGGGUACAUAGUCACUGAGAUUGUCAGUACACGGUCAAAGCUGGGGGUGUUUUCUAAGGAUGUAUCUGAGGAUGCGUUGAACAGGGCUGUCGUUGAGCACGACGGUCUUGCGAUUGGGACGGUGUUUCUUAACUUCUUGCUGGAGGACAGGAAGUAAACAUAAUUUUAUGAAACUACCACAAGUCUGUACAUAUCCAACCAUAGAGGUGUUUUAUUACAAUAGAGGAACAGGGGGUUUGUUUUGCUCUUGAAAUCGUCA
Messenger RNA from Aspergillus ruber CBS 135680, 1214 nucleotides. Its product is annotated as type 1 glutamine amidotransferase. Lineage: Eukaryota; Fungi; Ascomycota; Eurotiomycetes; Eurotiales; Aspergillaceae. The transcript is spliced from 3 exons. Gene Ontology annotation, cellular component: cytosol; nucleus. The record is from RefSeq and is a predicted model, not a curated record. Bases 348 to 1112 code for a protein of 254 amino acids.